GCAGAAAUCACACUCAAUACUUUGAUAUAUUAUCUUACUGCAGAGUGCUUUGUUUCAAUUAAACAGUCGUACAACACUAUUCCAUGCUAUGCUGGGGUGAGGAAGUCGAUCCUCGUAUCUACAAAUCGCUUCGGCUCGACCAUCAGAACCGCAACCUGCUGUCCCGUCCGCGGCGCCAUUUCGCUCUCCUGCGUGUACCAUUCAGCGAUCCCCGGUGUCUGGAUUACUCUUUUCUGUACAUGGAUAGCGCCCUCCAUGACAUUGCUGUCGUCUACACUCCACUCCAAGCAGGGGAUGACUUCGACGAGUAUGGUUACGUGGGCUUCAAUGCAUAUGAUGUGGGGAUGGCGCACGAGAGUUCGGAUCCGCCGGCUUCAUCCCCAAGUUUGAGUGGCACUCUCACAACGAAAUCGGUGGCCGAUGGCACUGGGCGGAGCAGCGGUUCCGCAGUGAACUCGUCAACAGCUGGGAGCACACCGAGCAAUAACGCGAUGGCGAAUCCAGGAAAUAUCACCAGUACAUCAUUCACGUCCUCCACGCUAUCCGGAUCUUCCACAUCGAUCCCAACAAUGUCCGUUGUUUCAGCGGCGAAAGGGAUAUUGAUGACAACAAUCGCAAUUGCAGUUAUGGUACCUUUUUCGAUUUUGGCCUUCGCGGGGAUGUUUUAUAUGUGGUGGAGGUAUCGAUGGCAACGAAAGAACAAUUGCCAUGCCCAUGAAAUGGGUACCCAUGUUGCGAAUGAGUACGAGUUAGACAGCAAGCAUGUUAGGAAGGUGAAAAUGGGGGUGCUUUCAGGGAAUGCGAGAAGGAUUUCAGUUUAUGCUGUGCUGCCUGCUAACGGACGAGGAUAGGUUUCGCAGUUGACUCGUGAGUAUUAAUGUCUGGCUCAAAGAGACACUUGUAGAUGGCGACGAGAUUGAAUGAGGACUUUGUGGAUAUAUACAAUUGCAAGUAUCACGUGACUACACACACCGACGAGAUUCUCAUUGAAUCUGAGUGUCCUCGAACAUUUGGUCAAGAGAAGAGAGAUUUGAGUGGUGCAAGACAAUCUAAAUGUCAAUUCUUCAAAGACUUCAUUGUAGGGACUGUUAUUGAUUGUUCAUUGAACUGGUGGUCUGAUGU
Messenger RNA from Hyaloscypha bicolor E, 1122 nucleotides. RefSeq lists its product as uncharacterized. Bases 84 to 851 code for a protein of 255 amino acids. Lineage: Eukaryota; Fungi; Ascomycota; Leotiomycetes; Helotiales; Hyaloscyphaceae. The transcript has a single exon. The record is from RefSeq and is a predicted model, not a curated record.